UAUCAAUGUGAACGUACAAUUUCAAUUUCAGUAACAGCGUCUGAUUUGGUUUGCCCUAAUUGUAAUGGUGAGUUUAUUGAAGAAGUCGAAAACCCUAACCCUAAUCCAAGCCCUUUCUUGUCAUUCUCUGAAACUACUCAUCCUCUUGGUGGUGGUGGCGCUGGUGGUGGGUUUCCUAACCCGUUUGCUGGUAUUCCGCUAUUCUCGUCUGCUUCUACAACUUCUUCAAUGGAGUUUCAAAACCCUAUGAAUCUAUUUACUAUGCUUGAACAACCUAUGGAUGCAAGGAUCCCAACUCAGAAUCAAACCCAGAAUCAAACUCAGAAUCAAAACCGAUCGUCUUCUCAAAGUGGUGGUGGGUCUAAUGAUCCAGAUGUUUUUAAUCCUCUUAUGUUUUUUCAGAAUUAUAUUAAUAGUAUGGCUGGUGGUGGUGCCAAUAUUCAGUUUGUGAUUGAGAAUAAUCCUAUGGAUGGUGAGCUUGGUGGUGGUGGUGAUGGAGGGUUUGGUCUGCCAUCGAAUUUAGGGGAUUAUUUCUUGGGUCCUGGGCUUGAACAAUUGAUUCAACAGUUAGCAGAAAACGAUCCCAAUAGGUAUGGAACACCACCUGCUGCCAAGACAGCAAUUGAGAAAUUACCAACUGUGAAUAUCACUGAGGAAAUACUAUCAUCUGAUUCUUCUCAGUGUGCUGUGUGUAAAGAUGAGUUUGAAUUAGGGUCUGUUACUAAACAGAUGCCCUGUAAGCAUAUCUAUCAUCCUGAUUGUAUCCUGCCUUGGCUGGAGUUGCAUAAUUCUUGCCCUGUUUGUCGAUAUGAAUUGCCAACUGAUGAUCCAGAUUAUGAGCAGCGAAGUCGAGAAACUGCAGAGAAUCCUUCACGGGGUGGAGGGACUGGUUCUGGUGAUGCAGUGCCUAAUACCCCU
Papaver somniferum (opium poppy) is the source of this 918-nucleotide messenger RNA. RefSeq names its product E3 ubiquitin-protein ligase RING1-like. Lineage: Eukaryota; Viridiplantae; Streptophyta; Magnoliopsida; Ranunculales; Papaveraceae. Gene Ontology annotation, molecular function: ubiquitin protein ligase activity. Gene Ontology annotation, biological process: protein ubiquitination. Gene Ontology annotation, cellular component: cytoplasm. The annotation marks the transcript as partial. The transcript has 2 exons. The record is from RefSeq and is a predicted model, not a curated record.